Messenger RNA from Calypte anna (Anna's hummingbird), 1819 nucleotides. RefSeq names its product bile acid receptor. The record is from RefSeq and is a predicted model, not a curated record. Lineage: Eukaryota; Metazoa; Chordata; Aves; Apodiformes; Trochilidae. The transcript is spliced from 11 exons. The coding region runs from base 302 to 1807 and encodes 501 amino acids. Gene Ontology annotation, biological process: cell differentiation; lipid metabolic process; negative regulation of inflammatory response. Gene Ontology annotation, molecular function: zinc ion binding; nuclear receptor activity; RNA polymerase II cis-regulatory region sequence-specific DNA binding.
GUUAUUAUUUGAUUUAUGUGGACUUGCAGCUGCCCUUGCUUCGACCCUAGAAAAGACUGUGUGGGAAGUUUGUGUCUCAGAGCUGUAGCAUUGCUCUGCAGAGUGUCUGGAGCCUGGUGUAUGCACAGAAGCUGAUAAAUAGGGAAAAGGCCCAGUUUGCUCCAGCUGGACUCAGAGCUAGGAUCAACGCUGCAGCCCAGCAGACUCAGCUCUGGAAGCAAGAUACUCAGGAGCUUCUGUUGCCUUCUUAGAAGUCUAUCACACAGCAAAGUGAAUUAAAUAGUGUAGCUGGGAGCAGAAUAUGGCAAAUGCAUUUGUCACUGUACCUGAUGGGUAUUGUCUUCCUGAGCCCAUACAGUACUAUGAUGUUUUACCAGAGCACAUCAGCUACGAGGUACAGGACACUGAUUUUCAGGCUGGGCCAUACUGCCAGUACUCCCCAGCUCCCAUCCCUCCCCCAGUGCUGCAGCCUCCCCAGUCCCAGUACACCACAUACAGCCUGGAUCCCCUGUACAGCGAGGGGCCGUGCAGCAGCAGCAGCUGUGAACUGAGCAAACCCCCUUUCCUGGCUGCCCACACUGGUGAUGAUGGAUACCAAGGACUGAAGAGGCCAAGAUUAAACCACUCUUCUUUGAAGCUGAAGGGGCAGGAGGAGCUGUGCGUGGUGUGUGGGGACAAAGCCUCUGGGUAUCACUACAACGCACUGACCUGUGAAGGCUGUAAAGGUUUCUUUCGACGUAGCAUAACCAAAAAUGCAGUGUAUCUAUGCAAGAAUGGUGGUCAUUGUGAAAUGGACAUGUACAUGCGAAGGAAGUGCCAGGAAUGUCGCCUGAAGAAAUGUAAAGCUGUGGGAAUGCUAGCAGAAUGUUUGCUGACUGAAGUACAAUGUAAGUCAAAGCGACUCAGAAAGAAUUUCAAACAGAAGAGCAGUUUUCUUUGCAACAUAAAACUGGAAGAUGAAGGACUGAACAGUAAGCAUGUAUCAUCUACAACAAGAUCUGGAAAAAUUCUGGAGAAGUUGGAACUUACUCCCAGGGAACAUCAGCUUCUUGACCAUAUUGUAGCAGCACACCAAAAAUACACAAUUCCCCUUGAGGAAGCAAGGAAGUUUCUACAAGAAACUGCAAGUCCUGAGGAAAGUUUUCUCCAUCUCUCUGAGACAGCAGUCAUCCAUGUACAAGUGCUAGUAGAUUUCACAAAAAGACUUCCAGGAUUUGAAAGUUUAGCCAGUGAAGAUCAGCUUGCACUGCUAAAGGGGUCAACAGUUGAGGCAAUGUUUUUGCGUUCAGCUCAAAUGUAUAACCAAAGAAUUAGCGAAUACCAACCAUCAACAAGUGAAAGUCAAGUAAGACUUUCUGAUCAUGGGACAUGUUACGUUCAAAACGUUGAUAAAAACAUUUAUUCCAUGGAAAUGUCUCACAAUGAAGAGAGUCCAACUUCCACUACUACUUCAGGUAUAACCGAGGAGUUCAUUACCGCGCUGUUUUACUUCUACAGAAGUAUGGGGGAACUGAAAGUGACAGAGACCGAGUAUGCCCUGCUCGUAGCAACAACGGUGUUUUUCUCAGACCGCCCGCUCCUGAGGAACAAGCGGCACGUAGAAGAACUGCAGGAGCCGCUCCUGGGCAUCCUCUACAAGUACUCGAAGAUCUAUCACCCCGAGGACCCCCAGCACUUCGCACGCCUUAUUGGGCGCCUCACGGAACUGCGCACCCUCAACCACACCCACGCGGAAGUGCUGGUAACAUGGAGAACAAAAGACCCCCGGCUGACUUCCUUGCUUUGCGAGAUCUGGGAUCUGCACUAGGCGACGACUAUC